This is a messenger RNA of Microstroma glucosiphilum, 3266 nucleotides long. RefSeq lists its product as hypothetical. Gene Ontology annotation, biological process: carbohydrate phosphorylation; N-glycan processing to lysosome. Lineage: Eukaryota; Fungi; Basidiomycota; Exobasidiomycetes; Microstromatales; Microstromataceae. Gene Ontology annotation, cellular component: Golgi apparatus. Bases 110 to 3103 code for a protein of 997 amino acids. Gene Ontology annotation, molecular function: UDP-N-acetylglucosamine-lysosomal-enzyme N-acetylglucosaminephosphotransferase activity. The transcript has a single exon. The record is from RefSeq and is a predicted model, not a curated record.
CUGCGGGACUCGACUUCUUCGGUACCUUCCCUACACGACUGCCACACCUGCAACGGCCCCUCCGCAAGAUCAGGCGUCUUGAUCGCCGAGAUCGGCAAAGGGGCCAGCCAUGGCAAGCUCAGUGCCGGUGAUCAGAGGAAUGGAGGAAGAGCAGGAAGUUGCUCGCUUCCUUUUGGAACGCAGCAAACGGAGGCAAGAGGCACAAGCGGCAGGAUUCGAUAGGCCUUACAGUCGCAGAGACAGUGGCGACGACCAUCCAGAGAAGUCCUCUCUCCUCGGCGGCGCAAGGGAGCGGUACAGCGAGGGCUGGGACAGGCCAGGCUCACGUCGUCGUGGACCACCUGCCCGUAUUGUCCUACUGGGAGUAGCUGCACUCUGUCUGUCAUCCGCCUGGGUACUCUACACAGCCUUCCGGUAUGCUCUGUCAGAUCAUGCCCAUGAGAAUCGAUGGAGAUCUGAGACCAUUCGCCCUGCCCAGUUGAGAAGACCCAAUCGAGAUAGAUUAGCCAACGAUCCCAACAUGCCUCCUUUACGAGAUGAAGCUGCGGCGACAGGACCCAUGCCGGACAUCCGAAUCGAUCCGCCCACAGAUCCGUUGCCCUUCACCUUUCCGCCCUUAAGUAUCAGAAGGAGAAUAGAGCCCGUGCUCGAGUACGAGCCCAUCGUCUCGAAUUCGGACGCGAUAGAAGCAUGGAUAUCAAAUGGUGUCGUCAGUCCCAGCAUCCGAUAUCCAAAUGAGCAUCCUACAAGGCGGUACGAUGUCGUCAUCUCAAGCGUCAAUGGCUCAGAUUGGGAGCAUCGGCGACAAAUGUUGCUCUACAAAAACACCAAGGCACCCAUCGGCAAGGUCUUCGAAAGCUGGCCGCGGCUUGAAAAAGGCAAGGCGCUUACAAAGAAAUACACACGCCUUUCCAAGCGUACCGAUGGGGAUGCUGGAGAGAACCGCUUCCGGGAAAUCGACGAGCUUCGCUAUUCGGCCCGAUCGGCAUAUCACAGCCUACAGGAUCUUUCGAAGAUACAUCUCCUCAUUCCUUCCUUCUUUCCUCCUGCUCCCUUUGAUCAGCCGGGAUCAGCAGGGGACAAGGCGGACUCAGCGCCUGACGGAUGGGAAGCACUGCAAAUCCAGCGCAGUACCUUCGCUACCGAGAGCGGGCGCCAACAGUGGGGACAGCUUCCACAGUGGCUGCUGACGAAUCACACUAACGUGCUCACAGGUAGCCAAGCACGCCUCGAAAGCUCGGCCAGAGCCGGAAACGGGAAUCAGACCAGUGUUCAGCUCCGGGUACACCAUGACUGGAAUCUUUUCGAGCCGAACUGGCUAGUCAAUGCAACCCUUGCCGACACAAGCCGCAAUGCUCUUGCCGAUUGGAAGGAGCAGGUGCUGCCGACAUUCAAUUCGAUAGCUGUCGAAAGCAUGCUUGGCUCUGAAGGCAUGGCUGGACUGGGGGAUACCUUUAUCCAUGCCAACGAUGAUAUGUUCUUUGGGCCUGGCCUUACAAGCACGUCCUUCUCCAGCCCUCUAUUUGGUCCCAUAAUUCGCCUCGACCCCAACCUGCCGGUCUACGGAGCGCAGGUCUCUGGCCCAAGAUCGACAGGUGAAUGGCCAAGUCUAGAGCAUUCGGCGUGGCUCCUCGAUCAGCGCUUCGGGAAGAGGGCUCGUCCUUACGUGCUUCAUGUGCCGCGGGUAUACAAGACGUCGCUUCUGAGAGAGCUGCGUAUGACCUUUGCUCCGAGCUGGCGUCUGACGGGAGAAGCGAGGUUCCGCAACGAGGACCUGCAGAAUCGGCCUGAGCUCAGCACCCACUUCUUGGCGGCCCACUUCGUGGUAGAGCGCUAUCGAGAGGCGAUGCUGUGGUCCUUCUUCAUACUCAAGAUGGAUGAAAAUUCCGACGGAUAUCUGAGCGCUGAAGAGCUCAGCAACCAUCUGCUACGGCGACUCGGUAUCCAGACUAGUAUCAACAGUCUUGCCGACAUCCAAGCGCAGGCCCUGUCUCUCGAGGUCUGGAUACCCUUCCCAUAUCGAUCUGCUUUGGACGACAAUAAGCACGUUCAGAGUCUGCAGAGCCUGGGUCUGCUACCUCCGGGAAAGACCACAUUCGAAUUCACAGCAAGUGAAGGGGGCUAUCCUUAUAUGACCCUACACCCGUUUGUUCACGAAAGGCCGCCACCACGUCCCAAGUACGCCGGCAUGGGCUCGAAGCUGGGCCAGGAAGCCAGAGAGCCCUGGCCCCGAUAUCAUCCUAGGGAGGGGAAGAACCGCAAAAGCGACGGCCGUUUUGACAGAGGAAGGAUGGCUACGAAGGUGUCCAUCGCCGGCUGUAUGUCAGGGGUCGCCAUCGACGAACAAGGCCGCAUGAAGACAGAAGAUGUUUUCAAGGCAUGGACUUUCGGACAGGGCGAGAAAUGUGGCGAUGCCAUCAUUGUCCAUCUCCUGAGCGCAAGUGGCGCAGCUGGUAUGGCUGCUGCGCUACCACCGGCCGACAAGAUGUUUCCUGGCGUCGCUAGCAACGCAACACACCCGCAGGAGCCUCAUCUGCCUCUGACUCCUCAUUGGGAUAGAAAGGCAGUCCCCAACGAAAGUUCUUUAUGGACGGGCGAAGAAGCGCAGGAGAGAGUACUUACCGAUGACGUACCGGACUUCUCCCUUGCUUCAAUUUCUGCUCGUCAGUCCUGGUCAGGGCUCUCACAAAGAGCAUACGCGCAGCGGCUUCUGAUGCGCUAUCAAUACACUCUCGCUGCCUCGCCAACAGAGUUCUACAAGCUAUCCACAGACUUCUCUACGAAGCAAUUCUUCGAUUCGUUCAACAUGGACAACGUCGGCUUUCUCUGUCUCAACGACGAUUAUAGAAACGAUCACGUAGGUCGGAUGAGGUAUCAGUUUCAGAAGUGGGCAAAAGUAGCUUUCCCGUCAAGAUCACCGUUUGAAAAUGACGUGACCGAUAAGGAUGAGGAAGGACCAAGACUUAUGCACCUGCAGAAACAGACGGUAGCUCAGGAAAAUCUACGUCAGGCUGAAGAAGCGGAGAGAAAGGCAGCCAAGAAAGAAUUGCAGCGGGUGGAAGAAGGAAAGCGGCCAAGGCCCGCGUACAUUGGCAAAGGGUGAAAGAUCCGAUGUCUAAAGAUAUACUGUACCCAUACGCUUGUAACAUUCAAAACAACCAGCAUUGCAAUGUAUAUAGUUUCACGAAAUCCCAUCGCAUCCCGUCUCUUGUACGACUGCCUUGGUGGUCGGCAAGCCGGAGGAAAGGGGCGCGUGGCAGGGUGAG